This is a messenger RNA of Marmota flaviventris (yellow-bellied marmot), 1095 nucleotides long. Its product is annotated as casein kinase I-like. Lineage: Eukaryota; Metazoa; Chordata; Mammalia; Rodentia; Sciuridae. Gene Ontology annotation, molecular function: protein kinase activity; ATP binding. Gene Ontology annotation, biological process: protein phosphorylation. The record is from RefSeq and is a predicted model, not a curated record.
AUGACAAACAGCACUGGCUCCAAGGCCGAAGUCGUUGUCGGAGGGAAAUAUAAACUGGUACAGAAGAUAGGGUAUGGCACCUUCGGGGACAUUUAUCUGGCGUUUAACAUCAACACCGGACAGGAAGUGGCAGUGAAGGUAGAAUCUCAGAAGGCCAAGUUUUCCAAGUUGGUAAUCGAAAGCCAAAUCUAUAAGAUUCUUGAAGGUGGGGUUGGCGUCCCCCACAUCUGGUGGUACGGUGAGGAAAAAGGCUAUAAUGUGUUAGUCAUGGAUCUUCUGGGACCCAGCCUUGAAGAUCUCUUCAAUUUCUGCUCAAGAAGUUUCACAAUGAAAACUGUACUUGUGUUAGCUGACCAGAUGAUUAGUAGAAUUGAAUAUGUGCAUUCAAAGAAUUUUAUACACAGAGACAUUAAGCCAGAUAACUUACUAGUGGGUAUCGGGAAUGACCGUAAUACGUUAUUCCUUAUUGAUUUUGGUUUGGCCAAAAGGUACAGAAACGACAAGACAAAGCAACACAUACCAUAUGUGGAAGGUAAACCCCUCACUGGCACUGCCCGAUAUGCUAGCAUCAAUGCACAUCUUGGUAUUGAGCAGAGUCGCCGAGAUGACAUGGAAUCAUUAGGAUAUGUUUUGAUGUAUUUUAAUAGAACCCAUCUGCCAUGGCAAGGACUAAAUGCUGCAACAAAGAAACAAAUAUAUGAAAAGAUCAGUGAAAAGAAGAGGUCCACUUCUGUUGAAGUUUUAUGUAAGGGGUUUCCUGCAGAAUUUGCUAUAUACUUAAACUAUUGUCGUAGGCUGCCCUUUGAGGAAGUCCCAGAUUACAAGUAUCUGAAGGAGCUAUUCCGCAUCCUUUUCAGGACUCUGAACUACCAUUAUGACUACAUAUUUGAUUGGACGAAGAAGUUAAAGCAGAAAGCAUACCAGGCAGCCUUUUCCAGUGGGCAGGGUCAGCCAGUGCAAUCCCCCACAGGCAAGCAAACCAACAAAACCAAGAGUAACAUGAAAGGUUUCUAAGCAUUAAUUGAAGAACAGAAGAAGCAGAGCAGAUGAUUGAAGCAGCAUUUGUUUCUCCCCAAAUCUAGAAAUUUUAGUUCA